Spirodela intermedia is the source of this 8009-nucleotide messenger RNA. NCBI's taxonomy places the organism in Eukaryota, Viridiplantae, Streptophyta, Magnoliopsida, Alismatales, Araceae. The record is from the annotation of a GenBank genome assembly.
AUGAGGCGGCUGGUGGCCCGUCUAGCCUCCACUCCUGACGCCGCCCAGUCCCCCGCCAAGCUCCCUCUCCUCCACCGCUCGCUCCUCCCUUUUCUCUCCUUGGCAUCUUCCCUCUACGGAUUUUCGCUCUUCCUUCGCCGCAACCUCUAUCGAUGUGGCCUCCUCCGCGGACACAGGCAGGACGAGUGCCAUUGUUCUUCCCCCUCCCUUUCUGUUUUCUUUCUCAUUUUCAGAUCCUUGAUCGCGCUUGUUUCUCGUCUUGGUGUUUUCCUCAGACUGCCAGUACCCGUUGUCAGUGUCGGUAACCUGACUUGGGGAGGAAAUGGGAAGACCCCCAUGACGGAGUUCGUCGCCCGCAUCUUUCUUGACACCGGAAUGGCGCCUCUUAUCCUCACACGGGUGAGUUUUUUCUUUCUUCAAGCUUUUCUUCUAGAUUAUACUUUUUGUUUCCUCUUUUGUUGUCUCCUGUUGGCGUCUGGUAAAACUAUGUGAGUUAGAAAAUCAUUCCGGAAUCGAAUAAAUUUCUGUGAAUAGUUCAGCUUCUAUUUGAUCAACAUUGGCUCGCUCCUAAUGAUGUCUCUAGGUGGGUAUAUUUAUACAUAGAGACGUGUUUAAUUCCUUCCGUCUCCACAGCCAAAGUUUCGUACGGAAGUUUCUUGACGAAAGAGGAUGAUUCGAGUAAAUCUUUUCCAUCUAGCUGAAUACUGCAACUUGUUUAGUUUCUGAAGAAACAUGGCACAGUUUUAAACCACAUAAGUGCUUCUGUUUUGUAGCUCGAAGAUCUGGUUUAGUAUGGAGGAUCCGCUCGUCUGGAUUCUGUCAUAUUAUAUUCCUGAAUAGACAGGAGUCGUAUUUAGUUACAUGAUUCUUCAUGGAUCGUUGCAAGAUUUGUAUUUUCAGUGGCUCUCAGAAAUAAUUUACAUCGAUUGGUAUCGCUCUGAUGUAGGACUCAAAUUUGCAAUAGAAUGGGUACCCUUUCUUGGUGUUGAACUUAAUGGUUAUCUGGGUUUUAUGAUGUGAUGCUGAGUUUUCUGAUGACCCUUCCUCGUGCCUGAAUUCGUUAUGGACAGUUUAGUCAAUCCUGUUACUUUUUUUUUUGUCUUCUUUGUUAUUCUUCCCUUUACGAAAGGAAGAACUAUCAAUGUGUGCUUUACAGAUUUACCCUACCCUCGUUGGGUGGAGUGGAUUAAAGUUCAUAUUUGCUUGAUUGAAGAUGAUUUAGUCAUUGAGGACGAGGGAGCUAAGGGAAAGGAUAUGCCCUCAGAUGCCACCAAAUCUUUAGUCCCUUCAUGGAGUCAUGAUAGUGUGUAAAUGACUGUUAUCAGCAUUGAACCUCUGUAAAAUGUAGUUGUACAAUCAUAAAGGGGAAGCCCUUAAUCUAUGCUCUGUGUGGAUUUAAUGUUGUCAUUGUUUAAUAUUCACAACCACACUGUACCUUCUAGCUCUGUAUAUUACUAUUUUCUUGAAUAAAAAUAUUCAAUUGAUGUCUGUAUUUCUAAUCUUUAUCUAAGUUCUAUGACAUGCAUCAGCUGGACACCAGUUUCUUAGGGUUUCCUUUAUCCAUUCCUUGUUAGGGCUACGCUGGUGGUGAUGAAGCUGCUAUGCUUCGUAGGCAUCUCCUGAAUACUCCUGCAAGGAUAGGUUUGGGAGCAAACAGGGCUGCAGUUGCUACUUCCUUUUUAGAGAAAUACGGUUAUAGUUGUUGUGACUGGUUGCAACAGAAAACAUCCACCAGGAAGGAGUAUUUAACUCGCUCCAGUGAAAGUGCUAUUGGAGUCAUAAUUUUAGAUGAUGGCUUCCAGGUACUGACUUUCCAAAUGAAAUAGUCCUCUAUUAUUUUUUUGGCCUGUACUUGCUUUAUGACUUUGUGUCCUCUUGAAAGACUGCUCUGAAUUUGUCUACUGGGGCUGGUUACUUCUAACAUUGCAUGGUAUUUUUUCCUAUUGCUACAUGAUUUUGGAGCUGUUUUAAUGAGCAAUGGUAAGCAGUGAGUGAUGUUGUUUAUUGGAAACCUGAUGCCAGUAAUCAGAAUGGAAAAAAUUUAAAUCAUCAGCUUGGGCACUUUGGUAUUUGAGAAUCUAUCAUCUAUAACAUUGAUCCUUUAUUUCUAAAUGUUUGGGUUUUUUCCAUUCUGUAUCCUUAGUCGACCUGGUCUUGUUCUUCCCUAUCUUGGUCAAAUCUUGCUAAUUCACUUUGAGCCUUGGUCGUCAAAUCAAUGGGCAAAUAUACUCUUUUUUAUGCUUUAUUUUUAAUGAAGCAGCAGCCAAGACCAAAGUCACUUUCAGAAUAGCUGAACGUAAAAAAUGGAGCUGUUAUUUUUGAGCAGAAUUCUUUAAAUAUGUCCCUAGGGACUGCUGCAGCCAAUUCAAAUCAGUCAAAUAUUAUGGUUUCUAAAUUCUCUUGUUCAGUCUCUUGAUAAUUUUAGCUUUAUUGGAUCUCACCUGCAAUUUCCCUUUAGUUGUCCAGGGAAUGCGAAGCCUUCCUUGUGGAAAGAAUAUUUGACCAAAAUAGUCCAUUUUUUGAAGACGUAGGUGUAUAUAUAUAAGCAUGGUCCUUAUGUCGGAUUUUAUUUUACUUUGCGAGAGAAACGUUUUAUGCCUUGUGAAGCUGGUUCACAUAUCAGUAUUUCUUGACAGGGGAUUCGUCUAUGAUAAUUUUAAUAUGAAUUUAUGGCUCAGUCUAUGAUCAUAGAUGGCAUGAUUUCAUCUGUUUCUACAUAAUUUAAGCUCCUUGAGUUAAACACAUAAUUGUGAUUAUUUGGUUGGCAGAACUGGAGUUUGGUGCGGGACCUAGAUAUUGUUAUGGUCAAUGGUAUGAUGCCAUGGGGAAAUCGGAAGCUGGUCCCACGUGGAACUUUACGGGAACCUUUGGAUGCACUCAAACGGGCUGGUAUUGGCGUAAUACACCAUGCAGAUCUGGUAUCAACUCAUAUCAUCGUGUAUUCUUUCAGUGUUUGGGCAUUUGCUCGUUUCAUCUCACUAGUUUCUGGUUAUUUAAUUCAGCGUGGAAAAGAUUAUUCUGAUAAUUUUUUUAGCUCAGAUGAUGAUGCUUCUAAUUUGCAUGCUUUUUCCCUCACCAACUUGACCUUUUACUCUCCUGAUAAUUUACAUUGAUUUUUAUGUACUAUAGUUACUGAAAAGUUUGAAAGCUUUCCUGGAGUUUUAGUAGAGUUUAAACUACGUUUUAUAAUGUUACCUGUGUAUUCCCUGGGAGCUUUUAGCAUAUUUAUCACGAUCCUAGAUGUCAGAAUUAUUGAGACUUAGUGGAGUAUGAUGGGUAGCAAAAUCAUGGUGGUAAGCCAUUCUGUCAAUGUUUUACAAAACCAAGAGUCAUGCACAGUGUAGAAGUGGGAGUCAGUAUUAACCUAGAUAUGUUGUUGAGAGAGACUGGGUAUCAAGAUUUUCGCUAUCUGGUAUAACGAUACGUCAAAAUUGUUCGUAUUGUAGGAUUGGUUAGACAAGUAGAAGCUAGGAACGAGGUUAUACGUGGGGAAGGAAAUGCAGAUUCCCAGAGAUACACUGUGUUGGCAGUAUAAGCUCCUACUUUGCCGAUUUUAAGGUGAAAGAUACUAAAUGUACCAUAGAGUUCUGUGUUGGCAAUCAAAUUCUUGGUCAUGUGGGAAAUGCUGGGCAUGUUAUGUGAGAUAUAAAUGGGAAUCAGUACGGGAACGAAGAUAUAUUGUUGAGAGUAAGCAAGGUGCUGAAGAUGUUCCUGUUCACUUCUACCAUUGAUUUAAAACAAAAGAGUCAACAUAAUGCAUCGUAAAAGGAAUUGGAUGAGAAUGUUGAAGAAAACUUUGUUGCAAUCAAAUUAUGGUGGAAAAAACUUACACGGUAGGGGUUCAAGAAGACAACACUUUUAUACUGGUUGACGUUGUCCUCGAAACUAGGCUGUGGCAUAGAUAUGAACUCUCUCCCAAAUAUAAGAAACCUUCAAUUCUACAACGUCCUUGAUAAGAAAGUUGAUUGAACUUAAAUACAUUAAUACCACUGUUGAUGCCCUUGAGCCCAUUUAAACUUGGAUUGUGGCUCACAUCUAUCAAUUAAAAUAAUAGAUCAACCUGGGUCUCUGAACUAGGUCGAGCUAGCUCAAUGAGACCUAGGUUUUCAAGUUUCAAGCUCGUAAGAAUCAGAAUACUGACAAACAUUUAUUAGAGAAAGUCCAAUGUUACUCAAUUCUUCCAACUGCUGAUAUCAACAAAUAAGGUUUUACUACAACUACAUGAGAUGCAUUGAAUUACAUUCUUUUUCGAGUGGCAAUAGCUUCGACCAGUCCUGGAGCCAGGAUUUUAGUUGACCAUAGAUAUAUUUUAGUUAAUGGUCGUAAAAUGGAUAUACCAAAUUAUCGUGUUCCGAAUCCGAGGAUAUUAUUGCAAGAACGGAUUAACAAGAAACAAGUGCUCUGAUUCAGAAUAAUAUUGCUUUAUCCUCUCAUUAGGCACCAAAACAUUUGACUAUUGACUCGGUCCAUAACAAAGGAUUAGAAGAUUUAAUAGUGGAUAAUAAGUGUUUUGGUUUGAAAACAAAUGUGCUCUUAAUUGUAGAAUACUUUUCUUGUCAUAAUUUACCUAACAAAAAACAAAAGGAAAGAUUCGGACAUUUUUUUUUGGUUUUCGCAGGUAUAAAAAUAUCUAACGGAAAUGUAGCUGCUAAGGGUUUUCUGAUCUAGAUUUUGCCAAUUUAUCUCUUACAACAAUCAGCAGUAAAAUUAUCAUUCCUUUUUUUCGCUUUUUGACAUUUUUAUGCCAGAGUAAUUAGGAAUAGAAAAUCUCUUCUCAAAGUUUCUCAUUGUUUUUGACAUGCAAUGACAAUUCUGCUAUUUACUCUUACUGGCAUCCUUCGAAAUUCCAAACAAACACUUUAUCAAUUCAGAGUCGAAGGAUACUUUCUUUCAAAAUUUUAUAAUGUAGAAUAUCCACAUUACUUCAUGAUUAUAAAUGCAUCAUCCAAGACCUCUAUAACUGGCAAGUUAAAAAAGAUUGCGGGGGGAACUUCAUUUAGAAGAAAAGAAUGAAUACUUGCCUAGGCUAUUGCUAGUGAAAGACGAGUUGAUCUCAGAUUGAUCAUUUUUUCUGUAAUUAAUUGAAUACUAUGGUUAUUUCGUUUGUAAGGUUUAGGGCAUAAACCUUAAUCCAAAACUUGGAAACAUGUUGGCAAGUCUUGACAUCAAGCAGAUCCGUUGGUCAGGCGGCUUUUUCAGAUACUUUUGAUCCUUUCUGUGAAUAAGUUCUGUCAAAUAGACGGGAUCUAGACAAUUAACAAAGGCUUGUGGAACUCUGAUUAGAGCUGACUGUAAACUGAGGAUAUUGGGCUUUGUGUGGACUGAGGUUUUGGGAUCGGGUGCAUCUUCUUUUGUAAUCUUUGAGAAACGAAAUUCCAUGUUGUUCCUUGUUGGUUUACAGUCUUUAUUGAACUCCGGCCCUCCCUUACAAGUUGUUUCCAUGAAUUAUAGUCUUUACUGAGAUUCUUAAAGUCUAGAUUGUUGAAUUAUUUUCGGUCAAUUUUUUUUCUGCUAAUGGUCAGUGCGUCAAAUGUUGAAAUAGCUUAUGAUUUUUCCCAUUCGUCCAUUUGAUAUAGGUAUCAGAUAUUCAACUCAAAGCCCUUGAAACAGCAAUGCUAAAUGUUAAGAAAACGCUUCCAAUAUUCUUCAGCAGAUUGGCCUCAUCAUGUUUUUUUGACAUUAAAGACGUGCACACUACUAUUCCUGCAAGGAUCAUAAAAAAUAUGGUAGUACUUUGUGUUUCUGCCAUUGGUUUCCCAAGUGCGUUCUCCCAGGGAAUCGAAAAGGUAUCACUUUAUUUUUUAUUUUUUUUAUUUUAACUCUCACGAUUUGUAUUUUCACUAAUGGUGAUGAGCAUCUGUUAGGAACAUUAAGUCCUUUCUGGUUGAUAUGGUUUCUCUUUUAUUUGCAUGGAAUCUAAAGUCUAGUUCAUUUGUCUAAUUUUCAAAACUUUUGCAAACUUUGGACAAGUCUGUUCUUAUUAAGUGAGACAUAUUUUGUCAAAUUGUUUCUUAUACCUUACGUAUCAUUCGCAGUAUCUCUAGAGGAUCCUGUUUGACCACUUGUCAGGUUAACAAUUUGUUUGAUACUGUAGCCCUUACAUUUGUUAUAGGAAAGCUAAACUAGCAAUAGAACUUAAGUAAAAAAUUAUGUCAUUUAAGUUGCUCUGGUGCACAUGAGGACAAAGUAUGAGUAUGGUCAAAAUGUGGAUUACAGAAGAUUGACAGCAUGGGUUUUAUUAAACGUGGAUAAACAUGAUGCGAAUCAGAAUGGGAGAGGCCAAGCUCUUGGGAGUUGGGAUGUCAACUUGUCAGUCUCCUAUUUGGUUUAUUCUUGUGUGGCGUUUUUCGGAUUGCUUUUUUUAUAUGUUCGUGCCCUCUAUUGAGAUUAACUAAGGUCUGGCUGAGAACAGCAAGCAUUCUUUAUCUUUUUGACUGAGUUCUCCUAGUCCUGUCUUUCAAAAUGAAGACUAGGUUCGUUCAGUUUGAUGCUUUUUCUUUACUCUUGACUAUAUUAUGAUUAGAUCUUUGAUGAUAUGUAAGUUUCAAUCCCAUGGCUAGGAUUGUUAAGCUCAUGUAUACGUCAAAACUGUUUCUCUUAUACUCUUUAUCUGCAGUUGCUGAUUUUGAAACGUUCAAUUGAUUAAGGGUUCCUUCUCUGACGCUAAACUCCUGUAGAUUGGUGCAUUGCACGUUGAUCAGCUGGAUUUUGUUGAUCAUCAUUUCAUUCAACCAGAGGUAAGCAUUUAAUGUUUCUGCUUUAUCAUUUCCCUUUACUUUAGUAGUUUUUUUAUUUCAGUAUUACUUUAAUUUAAAUAAGUUAAAGAGAUUUGCAUUGUAGGAUGUGAGAGGACAGUAAUUCGUUUUGCUGCUGAAAGGGUUAUGGUUUUCUCUUGUCAUUGAAACUAUUACCUUCAAAUCCUGAAGUUUGUCUGAUGGAAUUGUGUUUCCCCUGUACCUAUUUUUCCUGGCACGUCAGUUGCACAAUCUCUUGUGCAACUUGGUUGUUUUAUAAUCAAGCUUGAUAGCAUCACUAACUUUUUAUUGUUGUCUACAUUGUCAUAAUUCAAAGAUUAUUUGCUAUUCAAGGAAUUUUUUUUCGUUUGGUUGUGGGCUUUUUUUUUAUCUUUUUGGAUGGGUGGUUGCGUUUUGCUACUCCAAGGUGCAGUCAGGGCCAUCUUUGGGCUGGAGCAGAGAGUUGACUAAUUUUAUUUCCAGCUUCAGUUGAAUUAUUUGAACCCACAAUGUGUCUACUGAAGCCAACGUGGCAUGCCAAUUUGACUCGAUAUUUCAGUGUUAUGGUAUCUGAUGCGCGUGUCAGGAUUGCUCGACUUGAAAUGAAUUAGUUGAGAGAAACCUGAAAAAUGGUAUGAAUGACUCAAACUGACUCUCUCACUCUCUGUAAAAGAACGCACAAGAAGGAGCUCGUCUUUUUAUGUUUUUCCAUUGAUUGACGGCCCUGAUGUCUGGGAUUUGAUAAAGCUUGUUUUCUCUUGAGACCUCAAGAAAUCAUCCAGCUAUGUUGGAAACUUACCUGACUCAGUUAGUUGGUUAUUCCUCAACAAGUGAUCUUCAGGAUCUGAUAUGAACUCGCCAAUUUAUUAAUGAGCGCCACUCUGGUGACUCUGUUUUAUUUACUAAUGGUGGUACUUUUGAAUACUUUGUAACAGGAUAUUAUGCUGAUUAGACAGCGACUCAGAAAGUUGGAAGAUAAAUUUGGAACCAAACCCCUUGUUGUUGUGACAGAGAAGGUCAUGAUUUUUCUGUCUACUGAAAAUUUCGUACCACAUAGAAUAACAAAUUUUGCCGAUUCACAUUACCCAAUUUUUUUGUCUGCAGGAUUAUGAUCGGGAUACAGAAAUUCUGAAAGAAAUACGUGAAUUUAGGGUCUUGGUCGUUUGUUCAUCACUCGAAAUCAUUCCAUUUGCCGGACGAACUGCAGAGGACUUCAAAGAACUGAUGAAGAAUUUGCUCCACAAAGAAAACCGGACAUGCAAUGGGGGAGAUUAG